Phytophthora sojae is the source of this 13734-nucleotide messenger RNA. RefSeq lists its product as hypothetical. The transcript is spliced from 3 exons. The coding region runs from base 1 to 13734 and encodes 4577 amino acids. The record is from RefSeq and is a predicted model, not a curated record. Lineage: Eukaryota; Oomycota; Peronosporomycetes; Peronosporales; Peronosporaceae. Gene Ontology annotation, cellular component: dynein complex. Gene Ontology annotation, biological process: microtubule-based movement. Gene Ontology annotation, molecular function: dynein intermediate chain binding; ATP binding; minus-end-directed microtubule motor activity.
AUGUCGACCCCGCGCAUGCAAUGGGUGAGCCAGCGCAUCGUCGAGACGUUCGAGCCGAGCGUGACGCAGGCGGAAGUGACCGAGUUCCUGGCGUCCCCGGGCACGCGCAAGCUCUUCAACGAGCUGCUGAGCGGCAAAGACGCGUGCAAAGUCAAACUCUGUGUGUCGCUGGGCAACUCGAUCCCGAUCCGCGCCAAGUGCUGCUUCUUCCUGAGGACCACAGCGGACGGGAAGCCCGUGGACGUGCAGAAGGCCAGCGACAACGCCAUUUGCUUCGGCGAGCUCGCCCCCAACAUCCUCCGAGACCUCGAGACGACCAUCAGCUCUCUCUUCUCGCCGCUGCUCAAGGCCAAGGACGAGUGGGGCAAGGCCGACGCCGACCUCAAGAACGAAUUCAUGACGGAGUCCGAGAAAUUCGCCAACGACCUCAAGGAGGCGCUCAACAGUAUGGACAGCGGACUGGAGCUGAGGAGACCCGACCGCAGCAUUCUCGCCGAGACACUCAUCGUGUACUACGAGGAAGUGCUCAAGGAGUGGUGCGACGUCAUCUCGACGUACCUCGAGACCAACACGACGAACGACGGCAAGGGAGGCAACAACGACCAGAGCAUUGACGACGAUGGACCCAUGGGGGAGCUCGAGUAUUGGAGGCGACGCAUGCAGCGGCUGACGAGCAUCACGGAGCAGCUCAAGAUGAACGAGUACAAGGACGUCUUCGCGGUGCUCAGCAGGACGACCAAGAGCGUCAGCGACGACACCAAGCAGCGCAUCCAGACGCUGCUGCGACGCUGGAAGCAGAUCGACAUCGGCAUCACGGAGGCCGCGAACGAGGCCAAAGACAACGUCAAGUACCUCUUCACACUCGAGAAGUUCAUCAUCCCGCUCUACAACGGCACGCCCAGCUCCAUCAUUGACACGCUGCCGGCUCUGAUGAACUCGAUCAAGAUGAUCCACUCCAUCGCGAGGUACUACAACACGACGGAGCGCAUGGCAAACCUGUUCACCAAGAUCACCAACCAGAUGAUCACCAACUGCAAGCACUGCGUCACUGGAGGCGAGACGUACGAGGUCAUGUGGGACAAAGACCCCGAGGAGCUCGUGCGCCACCUGGACUCGUGUCUGAAGCUCAACGAGGCGUACCAGCAGCAGUAUCGCGUCACCAAGGACAAGCUCUUCGCGACGCCCAAGGGCAAGCAGUUUGAGUUCAACGAGAUGAAAAUCUUUGGCAAAUUCGACCUCUUCUGUCGACGCGUCAUGAAGCUGAUCGACAUGUUCACGACGAUCCACCAGUUCUCGUCCCUGGGCCAGCACCGCCUCGAAGGCAUGGAGGACCUCAUCGCGAAAUUCAACUCGAUUAUUCGCGAAUUCCAGUACCGGAACCACGACCUGCUCGACUACAAGAACAACCGCUUCGACCGCGAUUACGUCGAGUUCAACGUCCGCAUCUCCGACCUCGAAGGGUUGCUGCAAAAGUUCAUUAACGACUCCUUCGAGAACAUCACCUCCAUCGAGCACUCGCUGAAUCUGCUGCGCAAGUUUCAGACGAUUCUGCAGCGUGAGAACCUCAAGUCGGACUUGGACUCCAAGUUUAACGUUAUCUUCCAGAACUACGGGCUGGAGCUGGAGCACGUUCUACAGCAGUACGAGAAGUACAAGCAGAACCCUCCGUACCCACGUAACCUGCCGCCGGUAGCGGGUAACAUCACGUGGUCGAGACACCUGCUGAAGCGCAUUGAGGAGCCCAUGAAGAAGUUCGAGUCCAACCAAAACGUACUGGCAAGCAAAGACGCCAAGCGCAUUAUCCGCAUGUACAACAAGGUUGCGAGAACGCUGGUCGCUUUCGAGUACAUCUGGUACCAGGCGUGGGUGCAGUACAUCGACACGGCCAAGGCGGGACUGCAGGCCACGCUGAUCAUCCGCCACCCUGAAGACAACAAGCUCUACGUGAACUUUGACCCUGAAAUUCUGCAGCUUUUACGCGAAGCCAAGUGCUUGGACCGCAUGGGUAUCGAGAUCCCAGAAGCGGCCAAGAUUGUGCUGCUCCAGGAGGACAAGUUCAAGAACUACUACAACGAGCUCCAGUACGCGCUGGCAGAGUACGACCGCAUCGUGACAAAGGUGAUCCCAGUGACGGCCAUGCUCCUGCGGCCGCACUUCAACGACAUGGAGUUCAAGCUGCGCCCGGGAAUGAUCACGUUGACCUGGACGAGCAUGAACAUCGAGGCGUACCGCAACCACAUCCACUCGGGCUUGCAGCACCUCGAGGAGCUGGUGACAAACAUCAACGACAUCAUCGAGAAUCGCAUCGAGAAGAACAUGCGCAUCGUCUCCAAGACUAUGCUAGUGGAUCUGCCGGUGGACCAGUCCUUCUCUCUCGACGAGUUCGUAACGAUGCAAGGCUCGAACAUCAAGCGAGCAGGCGCACUGCUGCAGGGCAAGAACGUCGAGAUCGAGAAUGCAGUGGAGGAUUUACUCAAAAUCAUCAUGCAAUACCCGCUGGACUCGCACAUCGAGGGCGUCUCCAACGACGAGGCCAUGAAGCUCAAGAAGCACUACAACCACUUCAUGUACCAGGCGCUGCUGCACUGCACCAAGAACUCGCUCAACACCAUCAAGAAGCGCGUGGCCUCUCGCAUGACGUCCACGAUCUUCACUAUCGAGCGUCCGUUCUUCGAGGUCGACGUGCAGCUCAGCGUACCAAACGUCCAGCUGCACCCGUCGUUGGAUGAGAUCCAGCUAGCUAUUAACAAGGCUGCGCAGACGAUUCUCAGCUGCUCGAAGGAGUUGCUGGACUGGGGGCAGAGCGAUUUAUCCUCCGCCGUGAACAGCUCCAAUUCUAAUGGCACAGACAGCAACGGGAACACUACGCACCCCAACGCAGGCAAGAUCACCUUCUUCGAUCGGAUCACCAAGGACAUUGAGAUUGUGCGCGUUGUGCUUCUGCUCACGGGUAGCGUCCAGGGUCUGCGUAACAACGUGACCGAGUACUUGUGCUCUUUCAAGAAGUACGAGUGGCUCUGGAUGGAGCAGAAGGACGUCUCCUACGAGAAUUUCCUCAAGAAGAACCCGGAGCUGCAGGACUUUGAGAAGAAACUCAAGUCAUUUGUCGAGAUCGACGAGGAGAUCUCGAGCCUCACCCCCAUCCACAACAUCGGUGCGCUCUCUUUGAACACGCGCAACAUCAAGCUGCAGCUCAAGCAUGAAAACUCGCAGUGGAAGCUGAAAUUCUCCGACAACCUGCACAACCAGGCACGAAGGAAGAUGGAGUCGCUGACGGAAUAUUUCCGGUCGACCAUGGGCAAGCUCAAUCGUAAAGUGGUGGACUUGGACUCCUUGCGCUUCGUGAUGAAUCUACUGAAAGAAGUUCGCGCUCGAGAAAGCGGCAUCAAUAUGGAGAUCAACCCCGUGCUGGAUAUGUACGAGAUGCUCGAGUACUAUCUGCCUGACGGGUUUAUGGAGAAGGAGGAAAUGGACCAAAAGUCCGUUCUGCGCAGCAAUUGGCGCAAGCUUAUCCACCACGCCGAGACUCGCACCGACGAGCUCAGCAAGACUCAGGCGGGGUUCAAGCGCGGUCUCCUUCGCGACAUCAAGGAGCUGAUCGUCGAUGUGAAGCACUUCCGCGAAGAUUAUCUCGCCAACGGGCCCAUGGUCAUCGGGAUUCCCCCCGUGGAAGCUGUGGAGAGGCUCAACCGCUACAAAGAGGAGUACAAGAUCCGCGAGCGCAAGCACGAGCUGUACUUGUCCGGUGAAGAGCUCUUUGCGCUGCCGAAGACAACCUACCCGGAGCUGGAGAUGACGAAGAAGGAGCUCCAGCUCCAGGACAAAUUGUUUGGACUGUAUACCGACGUGCUGAGUACAAUCGAAGAGUGGAAGCAGAUCCCGUGGCUCUCUGUGGCUGAGCGAGUGCAGUCGAUGACUGAGAAGGUGGACGCGUUCUCCCUUCGCUGCAAGAAGAUGCCCGGGAAACUCCGCGAGUGGGAGGCGUAUACCGAUCUGAAGAAGAUGAUCGACGACUUCACCGACGUCUUGCCUCUGCUGCAGGAACUGAGCAAGGAAUCGAUCAAGCCUCGACACUGGGAGGCUGUCAUGGCAAUCACCAAGACACAGCUGGACGUCACGGCGCCAGACUUCAAGCUGCAGGCUCUGAUGGACGCCAACAUUGUGGAGUACAAGUCCGAGAUCGAAGAGGUGACUGAUGGCGCUGACAAGCAGCUCAAGAUCGAGAUCCAACUCGCAGAGAUUUCGGCUCGGUGGGAGACCGAGGAGUUCCAGUUCCAGGACUGGAAGAGCCGCAACGUGCCCAUCUUGAAGGCUGUGGUGCCGGUUGUGGAGGAGCUGGAGGAGACGCAGAUGAACCUGCAAACGAUGCUGUCGAUGCGUCAUGUGAUCCCGUUCAAGGACGUGGCUCAAGGCAAACUGGAGCAGUUGUCCGAUACUUCCGAGACGCUGGAGCGAUGGAUUAAGGUCCAAAUGUUGUGGUGCUCGCUUGAAUCCGUGUUCACAGGCGGUGACAUCGCCAAGCAAAUGCCCGUAGAAGCCAAGAAAUUCCAGAAAGUUGACAAGGAUUGGGCCAAGAUCAUGGCGAAAUCGGAGGAGAUCAAGAACGUGGUGGCCUGUUGCUCCAGUGAACUGCUCAAGUCGUGUCUGCCGACCAUGUAUUCCGAGCUGGAGAAGUGCCAGAAGAGUCUGGAGGGCUACCUAGAGCAGAAGCGAAACAAAUUUCCUCGGUUCUACUUCGUGUCCAACCCUGGUCUGCUCAUGAUCUUGUCGCAAGGCAGUGACCCGUUGAGUAUGAACGAACACUACGAGAAAGUGUUCGACUCCAUUGAGAGGGUUUACCACGACAAGAAGGACAAGACCUUGAUCCACACGAUGGUCUCUGGCGUGGAGGAAGUGCGAUUCUCGCAGAUCGUCAAGGCGCAGGGCAACAUCGAGGACUGGCUGGCCACGUUGCUGCGUGGGAUGCAGAUCACUAUGAAGGACAUUUGUCGACAGAGCGCCAUGGACAUUGGCGUAGUGGGCAACGACUUGAAGCGACUGCGCGAGUUUGUGGACCGGUAUGUGGCGCAAUUCGCUCUAUUGGGAAUUCAGAUGAUGUGGACGACGGACAUCCAGACCGCUCUUGAGCAGUGUCGAGCCAAGAAAAACAUCAUGAAGGACACGAGCACCAAGCAGGCGAUGGUGCUUACAGAGCUGUCGAACUGGUGUCUGGGAGAUCUCGGCUCUAAAGAGAACCGCAUUAAAAUCGAGACGCUCGUGACGAUCCACGUGCAUCAGCGUGACGUGAUGACGGACCUCGCUACGCUCUACAAGCAGAAGAAGAUCUCGGACCCGAACGACUUCGAGUGGCUGAAGCAGGCGCGGUUCUACUGGAGACCUGGCAACUCGGACGAGUUCAACGCCGAUGGAGCUUGUGUCAUCUCGAUCACUGACGUCGACUUCAACUACCAGUUCGAGUACCUCGGCUCAAAGGAGCGGUUGGUGGUGACUCCGCUUACCGAUCGAUGCUACAUCACGCUAGCUCAAGCUCUGGGAAUGUACUUUGGAGGAGCCCCCGCUGGCCCCGCAGGAACAGGCAAGACGGAGACAGUGAAGGACCUGGGUCGUACUCUGGGCAUCUACGUCGUGGUGACCAACUGUACGGACCAGCAGAAGUACACGGAUUGCGCCAAGAUCUUCAAAGGGCUGUGUCAGGGCGGACUCUGGGGGUGUUUCGAUGAGUUUAACCGCAUUCAGCUCCCUGUGUUAUCCGUGGUGGCACAGCAGGUACUCGCUAUUCAGAACGCCAAGAAGACUGGAACCAAGUACUUCCAGUUCCCUGGAGACCCUCAGAAUAUUUUACUUACGCAAGUUUGCGGGUAUUUCAUUACCAUGAAUCCUGGUUACGCUGGCCGUCAGGAGCUGCCUGAGAACCUCAAGGCCCUGUUCCGAGGCGUGGCCAUGAUGGUGCCCGACUUCGAGAUCAUCAUGAAGGUCAAGCUGUGUUCCGUCGGGUAUUCCGAGUACCAAGACCUCGCCAAGAAGUUCUUCAUCCUGUACAACACGUGUAAGGAGCAACUGUCGGCGCAGAAGCACUACGACUGGGGUCUACGUAACAUUCUGGCCGUGCUGCGAAGUGCUGGCAAGAUAAAGCGCGACAACCGAAACGAUUUGGAGUCCAAGCUGCUGUACCAGACCCUGCGCGAUAUGAACCUGUCCAAGCUGGUGGCCCAAGAUGUGCCGCUGUUCCUGUCGUUGCUCGCCGAUCUGUUCCCGACAGUGCAGUUCCCUCCCAAGGGGUCAUAUCCCGAGCUUACUGUGGCACUGCAAGCUGAAAUUGAGAAGCAGGGCAUUGUGGACCAUCCAGGCUGGUUCAACAAGGUCAUCCAACUGUACGAGACGCAGCUCGUACGCCACGGUAUCAUGCUCGUGGGUCCUACAGGCGGCGGCAAGACCAAGAUCUUCGACGUGUUGAUGCAGGCUCUCACACUGACUACAAACAUUGUUCACAAGCAGUCCAAAUUGAAUCCGAAAGCCAUCCGAGCCGCUGAAAUGUACGGUGAAGUGGAUCCCAUGUCUGGCGAGUGGACAACCGGCGUGUUUGCAGCCAUGUGGGCGAAAUACAACAACAAGGCCAACAAGUUCAUCAUGUGGAUGACGUGCGACGGCCCUGUCGACGCUAUUUGGAUUGAGGAUCUGAACACCGUGCUGGACGAUAACAAGAUUCUGACCCUAGCUAAUGGUGAUCGCAUGCCUAUGACGGAUAAUGUGAAGCUCAUGUUCGAGGUCGAGACGCUGGUGAACGCUAGUCCCGCUACCGUGUCACGCGCUGGCAUCGUCUUCAUCAGUGACACAGAUCUCGACUGGGCCCCCGUUGUGGAGGCGUGGAUUCGGAAGCGUCCACCGACCCACCAGCAGGUUCUUCGGGACCUGUUCAUGAAGUAUAUGGGCGAGAACAACCCGCUCAACCCCGGCCACUGCUUCGACUACUUGAACCGCAACACGGAAGGAGUCAUGACGGUAUCUCGCGUUGGCCAGGCGUCUCGACUGUACAACUUGAUGACGGGGUUGCUGCUUGGAGAUCACGGCACGACAUUGUCCGAAGACCCCGCAAAGCUAGCCAUCCAGCUCGAGAAGCUGUACCUGUACUGCCUGUGCUGGUCGCUCGGCUCGCUCUUGGAGCAGGAAGACCGAGUGAAAUUUGACGAGUGGAUCCGACAGUACGACGACAACGCGCUGCUCCCCAAGUGUGAGCCUGGACAAACCGUAUACGAGUACUUCGUUGACCCGCAGACCUGGGAGUGGAAGCUGUGGAGACCGGCCAAGUGGGAAUACCCCAAAGGCGCCAAGCAGCUCGAUUUCUCCAACUUGCUGGUGCCUACCAUGGACUCCGUGCGAACUCUGUACCUCAUUGAGAACCUGCACAAGCAACGCAAGCCUGUGCUGAUGGUGGGCGGACCUGGUACUGCUAAAACUUCGUCCGCGUUGAUGUUUUUCAAUGAUUUGAGUCCGGAUAUUAUGAUGAUCAAGCGCGUCAACUUCUCGAGUGCUACGACGCCCUUCAUGUUCCAGAACGCCGUCGAGAGUGAGCUGGAUAAGCGCGGCGGAAAGAGUUUCGGCCCUCCUGGAGGGAAGAAGAUGACGGUCUUCCUAGAUGAUCUCAGUAUGCCGCUCGUGAACGCCUGGGGUGACCAACCGACGCUCGAAAUUGUGCGCAUGAUCAUCGAGUUGAGCGGAUUCUGCUUCCUGUCGAAGGACCGACGCGGUGACUUCAAAGUGUGCGAGGAUCUGCAGUACGUGGGGGCCAUGGGCCACCCGGGAGGAGGUCGAAAUGACAUUCCGAACCGGCUGAAGCGCCAAUUCUACCUGUUCAACCUGAUUUUGCCUUCGCUAACGUCGAUCGAUGACAUCUACGGCCAAAUGCUUGCGGGUCGGUUCGACCCGGAGACGUACAGCAAAGACACACUUUCUGUCGUGAACAAACUGACGCGUGCUACGAUUGACUUGUGGAACUUCAUGAAGGCCAAGCUGCUCCCCACGCCAGCGAAGUUCCACUACAUCUUCAAUAUGCGUGAGCUGAGCCGUGUGUUCCAGGGGAUUCUACUCACCCCGCCUGAAACCUUCACGAGCGGCGGAGGCAUUCGUGUAACACAGGGGAAACUCGCCAAGAUGGACCCUGGCCAGGUCGUGCUGCUCACUUGGAAGCACGAGUGUGCGCGCGUGUUCUGCGAUAAGCUGACGAACCACAAGGACAAGGACAUCUUCAACGCCUACAUGCGCGAGCUCAUCAAGAGCCACUACGGAGACAGCCUGGAGGAGUUUUGUCGCCAGCAGUACAGCAUGGUCAACUUCCUCCGCGACCCGGAAGAGGACGAGGAAGGCGGCAUUGCCGACGCUGCGCUCAAGAUCUACGAGCCUGGCGGUACCGUCGCAGACGUGCGCUCCCGCGUCCUCGAGUUCCUGGACAAGUACAACACUGACUUCCCUCAGCGCCAGAUGCGGCUCGUGCUCUUCGACGACGCUCUGGACCAUUUACUGCGCAUUUCCCGCCUACUGGAGAUGCCUCGAGGUUCGGCGUUGCUCGUGGGUGUCGGUGGGUCCGGAAAGCAGUCGCUGACUCGGUUGGCCGCGUACAUGGCAGGCUCUACCAUCUUCCAGAUCGUCCUGACCAAGACGUACAACACCAACUCGUUCAUGGAAGACAUUCGCACACUGUACAAGUCUGCGGGCCAUCUCCGCAAGUCCACGACCUUCCUGUUCACGGACGCGGAGAUCAAGAACGAGAUUUUCCUGGAGCUCAUCAACUCGAUCCUCAUGACGGGCGAAGUGGCCGGUCUGUUCGCCAAGGACGAGAUGAUGGCCAUGACUGCGGAUCUGCGCAACUCGUUCGUCAAGGAGCGCCCCGGACAGGCGGAAAGCCAGACGAACCUCAAGCAGUACUUCACCGACUGUGUGCGUGACAACCUCCACGUCGUGCUGUGUAUGUCGCCGCUGAACGCCAAGUUUGCCGAGCGCGCGCGAAAGUUCCCGGGGUUGAUCAGUGGCCCGACGAUCGACUGGUUCUUGCCGUGGCCUGAAGACGCGCUGAUCGCCGUGUCCAAGGGCUUCAUCCAGGACUACCCGAUGGAGUGUGAUGCGACGACCAAGCAAGCGCUCAUGACCCACAUGGGUAUGGUGCACCGCAUCGUCACGGACCUGUGUGAAGAGUACUUCCAGAAGAUGCGACGGCGCGUGUACCAGACGCCCAAGUCGUACUUGAGCUUCAUCGAGUCGUACAAGAAGAUGUACAACGUCAAGCUGGACGAGAUCAAGGUCAAGGAGCAGCGCGUGAACCUCGGACUGAAGAAGCUCAUCCAGGGAGCUGAGGACGUGCGAGCAAUGUCGAUUGUGCUAGCAGAUGAGCAGGUGAAGCUGGAAAAAGCCACGGAGGAGACCAACACGAUGCUGCAGUCUCUCCAGGUUUCGUCCGCGGAGGCACACAAGGAGGGCGACCAAGUGGCUCAGAUCAAGGCGAAAUGUGAGGAGGAUGCGGCUCGUAUCUCGGCCGAGAAGGAGCUGUGCGAGCAUGAUCUGGCCAAGGCCAAGCCGUUCGUCGAGGAGGCCGAGACGGCCAUCGACUCGAUCAAACCGGCGCACAUAGGUGAGAUCAAGAAGCUGGCCAAGCCCGCCGACAUCAUCCGUCUCGUGUUCGACGGUGUGCUGAUCCUGUUCAAGCUGCCGCUGAUCCCGGUGAAGCAGGUGAAGCUGAACGUGGCCAAGCAGGAGAUCGACUUCUUCGAGACGUCCUUCUCGCCCUAUGCCCAGUCGAUGAUGAGCGACUCCAACUUCCUCAAGAACGUGCAGAACUUCGGAGCAGUCGGUAAGGAUAUGAUCAACGAGGAGACGAUCGAGCUGCUGACUCCGUACAUGGAGCUCGAGGGGUUCCAGCCGAGUGUGGCCAAGAACGCCUCGCUGGCAGCUGAAGGCCUGUGCACGUGGGUGCGCGCCAUGAAGUUCUACCACGAAGCCUCAAAGGUGGUGAAGCCCAAGCUCGAGGCUCUCACGAUUGCUGAAGGGCAAAUGGAAGCGGCUAACAAGGCGCUGAACGCUGCUGAGCAGCGACUCUCCAAGUGCAAGGAGCGACUGAACGAGCUGCAGCAAAUGUUCGAGGCUCAAAUGGCCGAGAAGAAGCGCAUUGAGGACGGCGCCAACGCGCUGGCGCGGAAGAUGCAGCAAGCGUCCGAUCUGAUCAACGGCUUGGCUGGUGAGCGCGUGCGUUGGACGGACGACUCGAACAACUUCGCAGACCUGAAGCGGAGGUUGGUGGGCGAUUGUGCGGUGGCCUGCGCCUUCGUGUCGUACUGCGGCCCAUUCAACCAGGACUUCCGAACGUACAUGGUGCAGAACAAGUUUGUCCCCGACUGCGAGUCGAGAAACGUCCCGGUGACUGUAGAUAUCGACGUGAUCACGUUCCUCGUGGACAUUGGUACGGUGGGUGACUGGAACAUGCAGGGGCUGCCCACAGACUCGCUGUCGAUUCAGAACGGUAUCAUGGUCACGCGCUCCUCGCGCUAUCCUCUGCUCGUCGACCCGCAGGGCCAGGCGCUGUCUUGGAUCAAGAACAAGGAGUCGGAGCGGGUUCCGAGCUACGGCACGACGUCUUUGAACCACCCGAAGCUGAAGGAUCAGCUCGAGUUCUGCAUGGGCGAAGGGAAGGCUCUGAUCGUGGCGGGCGUGGAGGAGGACAUCGAUCCGAUGCUGGACCCGGUGCUGGAGAAGCAAAUCAUCGUCAAAGGCAAGAGCAUGUCGAUCAACGUGUCGGACAAGAACAUGGAGUUCAACCCGGCCUUCUCCAUGUACUUCAUCACGCGACUGCCCAACCCGCACUUCGGCCCGGAGCUGCAGGCCAAGACCACCGUGAUCGACUUCACCGUCACAAUCAAGGGUCUCGAGGAGCAGCUUCUUGGUCGGGUCAUCGGCAAAGAGCAGAAGGCGCUGGAAGAGCAGCUCGCGCAGGUGCUGGAAGACGUCAACAUGAACACAAAGUCGCUGUUAGCACUCGACGCGUCGCUGCUGGAACGCUUGACGUCCAACACUGGUAACCUACUGGAAGACGAGGAGCUGAUCGGGGUGCUGGCCAACACGAAGGAGAAGGCCGCCGAGGUGAAAGACAAGCUGAUCGCCGCCGCCGACACACGAAAAUCGAUCAACGAGAAGCGCGAGCAAUUCCGCCCCGUGGCCACGCGCGGCUCCGUGCUCUACUUCUCGGUGGUGGAGACGUCGCUCAUCAACUGCAUGUAUCAAACGUCCCUGAACCAGUUCCUGGCGCUCUUCAUGAAGUCCAUGGACGUCGCGGAGAAGGCUGCACUGGCCUCCAAGCGAGUGGCGAAUAUCAUUGAGACGAUGACGUACAUCUCGUACCGCUACAUCAACCGCGGCCUCUAUGAGCGCGACAAGCUCACGUUCGUGCUGCUGCUGACGCUGAAGAUCCUCGUCACGGACAGCCUCUUGACCCGUGAAGAAGUCACGCUGCUUAUCCGAGGUGGCGCCGCUCUGGACAUCAACUCAGUGAGGCGCAAACCGUUCUCGUGGAUCUCGAACGAAGCCUGGCUGAACGUCAUCGAGCUCUCCCAGAGCUGCAAGUUCUUCACGAACCUGCCGCACGAGAUGGCGUCGAACGAAGGCAUGUGGCGUCGCUGGUACGAGGACAAUGAGCCGGAGACCGUAGUGAUCCCGGAUUAUGAGGCUCGACUCACAGAGAACGAGGUCAUCGGGCCGUACUACAAGCUGCUGCUGGUGCGCUCAUUGCGUAUGGAUCGUACGAUCCUCACGACCAAGGAGUUCAUCAGGAACACGCAGCAAAUGGGGCCGCGGUAUGUGGAGCCGGUGACGGACACGAUCGAGAGCAUUUUCGCCGAGAUGAAGGCCGAGACGCCCGUCAUCUUCCUCUUGUCCAUCGGCGCCGACCCCACGGAAAGCAUCGAGAUGCUGGCACGCAAGCAGAAGAACCCGUCGCCGGCCGUCGUGUCCAUGGGUGAAGGCCAGGAGCCUGUGGCUCUCAAGGCCAUCAACGCUGCUGUGGUCAACGGCACGUGGGUGCUUCUGCAGAACUGCGAGCUUGGGCUGGAGCUGAUGGAGCAGAUGGAGGACAUCAUGCUCAAGCUCACCGAGACGAUGGACCCGGGCUUCCGCCUCUUCCUCACGGCGCUGCCGAACGACCAGUUCCCGCUCGGUCUGCUGCAGAUGUCCACGAAGGUGACGAACGAGCCGCCUCAAGGUCUACGCGCGGGCUUGUUGCGGUCGUACACGGUGAUGGUGGAUCAAGAGAAGCUGGAGCGCGUGGAGACGUCGCAAUGGCGACAACUGCUGUUCAACUUGUGCUUCCUGCACUCCGUUGUCAUUGAGCGGAAGAAGUUCGGGCCGCUUGGCUGGGGAAUCCCCUACGAGUACAACAAUGGCGACCUGUCAGCGUGUACCAUUUUCCUCGAGAAGCACCUGUACAACGGACCGAUCUCGUGGCCGACGCUGCAGUACAUGGUCGCAGAGGUGCAGUACGGCGGCAAGAUCACGGACAACAUGGACCGCAGGCUCUUCAACUUCUACGCCGAGUGGUGCCUCACGCCCGACGUUUGCUCGCCGACGUUCAGCUACAACCCGGCCGAGCCCAUUUUCCGCCUGCCGAACGACUUCAACUACCGCAUCCCCGUGGCCGACAACAUCGACGACUACCGGCAUUUCUGCCACACGCUCCCGGAGAUCGACUCGCCUGAAAUCUUCGGCCUGCACCCGAACGCCGACCUCACGUACCGAGUGAAGGAGGUCAACAUGCUGCUCACGACUCUCGGCGACACCCAGCCCAAGGGCGGAGGUGGUUCCUCGGGUGUGUCCCGCGAAGACGUCGUGUGCGAGAAGGCCAAGGAGCUGCUGGACCGACUACCUGAAGACUACAACGAGGACGACUACAAGGCCAAGAUCAACAAGCUGGGCGGGCUCACCAUCCCGCUCAACAUUUUCCUGUUCCAGGAGAUCCAGCGGCUGCAGCGCGUGAUCGCCAAGGUGCGGUCCAUGCUGCAGUCGCUGCAGAUGGCUAUCCGCGGCGAGGUGGUCAUGACCGAGGAGCUGAGCUGGACGCUGGACGCCAUCUUCGACGCCAAGGUGCCUCCGUCCUGGCUGCGGACAUCCGUCGGUGACGAGUUCUCGUGGAUCCUGCCGACGCUCGGGCUUUGGUUCUCGUCGCUCAUCUCUCGAGACGAGCAGAACCGCACGUGGCUCAACACGCGCCGCCCCAACUCGUUCUGGCUCACGGGCUUCUUCAACCCGCAGGGAAUGCUCACGGCCAUGAAGCAGGAGGUCACGCGCAAGCACUCCAAGACGGACAAGUGGGCGCUGGACGACGUGGUCUACCACACCGAAGUCACGUCCUUUGAGCGCGCCGAGCAGGUGCGCGCGCCUCCGAGCGAGGGCGUCUACAUCUACGGGCUCUUCAUGGACGGCGCCACGUGGAGCAAGGCCGACGGAACCAUCGUCGAGUCGGAGCCCAAGAAGCUCUUCACGUCGCUGCCGGUGCUGCACGUCAACAGCAUGUCCAAGGACCUGGAGGCCAAGUCCCGCAAGGAGCUCUACGGCGCUGUGGGGCCCUUCGAGUGUCCGUGCUACAAGUACGCUACGCGUACCGACCGCUACUUCGUCUUUAUGGUGACUAUGAAAUGUCCUCCGGGCCGUCCGCCUCGCCAUUGGGGACUGCGAGGCGUCUGUCUGCUGUGCAACACGGAGUAA